AUGGAGGGGAAGAGAGAGAAGGGAGUGGGGAGAGAGAAUGGCUGGUGGUCUGGUCUGCGGAAGAAAAGACGUGAGGUUGGAAAAUCUGUGGAAGGUUUCUUGGAGCCAAAGCUGCCGCAGGGCCGAGGUGGUUUCCAGAAAACCAAGUGGACACGGUUGACGAAAGGGUUGGGGAAGUUGAAGAAUGCGCCGGUUACAGCCAUCCAUGUUGUGAAGCCGGUCUACGGUGCUACGACAAUACAAGGCCAAACCAUACUAGAGAGCUCUUUUCUCUUCGAACAUUCCCGAAUAUUGGCCCGCAUUCCGUAUCCUACGAUGACAUUGUCCCUCGCAAACUUUGCUUCUCCCGCACAAACGCGCGAACUCGUCAGGAGAAUAUUAGCGAUCGAACCGCCAAGAGAAACCACAUGA
This is a messenger RNA of Coccidioides immitis RS, 411 nucleotides long. RefSeq lists its product as uncharacterized. The transcript is spliced from 2 exons. The coding region runs from base 1 to 411 and encodes 136 amino acids. Lineage: Eukaryota; Fungi; Ascomycota; Eurotiomycetes; Onygenales; Onygenaceae. The record is from RefSeq and is a predicted model, not a curated record.